Messenger RNA from Closterium sp. NIES-65, 1707 nucleotides. Lineage: Eukaryota; Viridiplantae; Streptophyta; Zygnematophyceae; Desmidiales; Closteriaceae. The record is from the annotation of a GenBank genome assembly.
AUGACGCUUUAUCUAAUCGGUCUACUAUUCACGGUCACGGUAGUUAUCCCCGUAACGAAUCGGCAUGUGAUGAAUCUUAACGAGUCUCCUGGUUUGCAAACCCUUGACGACAGCCAUGGCGGAAGGGUACGGUUGGGUACCGGGCGGAGAAUAAUCGGGAUGGGCGGAGUGGGUGGAGGAGGAGGAGGAGGAGGAGGAGGAGGAGGAGGAGGAGGAGGAGGAGGGGGAAGUGCUGAAAAGGAGGGUGAAAUAACGAAUGGUACAGUAACGAGUAAUGGGGAUCAAUCAGGAAGUGGCCAGUCGGGAACUCCACCGUCCGUGAAUACCAAUCGUAAUGGUAGUGAUAAUAGUGAAGGGGAAGGGAGCAAGAGAGAAACGACCCGAGAAAGUGGCGCUACUGCUGAGCUGAGAGCUGAGGAUGGCAAUUUGCAGGCUGGGAUUAACAAGGGGUUCAAUGUCGCUGAGAAUGAGAGUGUGAGGAAGAGAGAAGAAGAGGUCAGGAAGGAGGAGGAGGAGAGGAGGAAGAAGGAGGAAGAAGCAGAGAAGGAGGAGGACAAGGUGUUUAGAUUCGACGAUGAGGAGGAAGAGGAGGAGGAAGGGCGGGGAGGCGAGAAUCGACACGUAGGGCAGGGAGCUGGGCUGGUAGCAGAAUCUUCAGCACAAGGCGUAGCUGUCGUGAAUUACCCCUCAGUGGAGCGGGUGCGCUCCUGUGAGGGAGUGGCUGAGGACGACAUUGUGCUGCGCAAGCUGCUCUCCCCGACGCCCUUCAAGCUCACUCCCAAAACGCUCCCCGCCAACCUCGUCCUCUCGUUCGCGCUCGGCCUUUCCGCUGCCAACCUAUCAACACUUGCCACGUCAUUCAGAAAAUUCGUGCUAGAAGGAAGCAGCGGCAGUAGCAUUAGCGGUGGCGGAGGAGGAGGGGAUGGGAGUGACGGUGGGGGUGAGGGUGGGAGUGAGGGGGGACAUAGUGGCGCUCUGCUGGUGUUUUUCGUGCAGGAGUGGCCACAGGGGUGGAAGCACCAACCGGGGGUUGCACUGCAAACAUUCUGCUCACCGGAAGAAGGCAAGUGGGCAGCAGCGCAUGCCACCAACCUGCGCUAUCGUGCCUUCCACCUCUUCCUGCGCUCGCUGGACUUUGAGGGAACCGUCAUCCUCGCUGACCCUACAGAUGUUCUCUUUCUUGCCAAUCCUUUUCCUACACUCAACGACAUGUCCUUUCAUCUCUACACGGGCUCAACCACAUACCCAACACAUGGCAUCCGUUUCCUGCCUACAGAGCACAAGCGCCUUGCGGCAUGUUAUGGCACCCGCCUGGCAUUCUCGCUCGCAAACUCACGAAUAAUCACAUCCGGCUUUGUGGCGGGGACCAUGAGCCAGGUGCCAGAGUUUUUGAUACAGGUCAUAGAAGACUUUGAGAGGCUACCAGAAGAUUGUAUAGCGCUGGAGGGAAGCGAUGAAGCUGUUGUGAACCAUCUCGUGCGAUCAGGGCGUUUGAAAGAAGGUAUAGAUUUCUUGAAGAUAGAGGAUGCACAGCAAGGGAAUGUGUUGCAUCGGUUUAGUGCAGAAGACUCGUUUGAAGUGAAAGAAGGUGGGCGAGUUGUGAAUGCAAUGGGAAGGACCAUUGUGGCUAUCCACGGGUAUGACAAUUUUAUUGACUCCCAAUUGCUUGUAAAGGAUGUGAAUGGGCUGGCAAGCCUACAACCAUGA